GAAACCCUAAUCCCCGAGUUAGAGUCUAGAAAGAUACGAAAGUAGUAACUAGCAGCACAGCGACCCCUAUUCUUUUUACUUCCGGGUUAAUGUAGCUUCGAGUUUGUUUACUUCCGGUGGCCAAUUGCCUAACAUAUCACUACGCUCGCAACCUAUCACUCCUCGUUGAGUCAAUGGCCACUGCGGUCUUGAUCGCUGCCGUCGUCGGUGGCGGGGUCCUGCUCGUCAUGCGCCGCUUGUUCCCCCGUCAGAACUCAGUCAAGCUUCUCCAGUACCCGGCGGGCUUGAUGCGAGGGAAAACUGUCAUCGUGACGGGAGCGAACAGCGGCAUCGGGAAAGCCCUAGCCGGGGAACUGCUGAAGCUCCAGGCACGCGUCAUCAUGGCUUGCCGGGAUCGGCAGAGCGCCACCGAGGCGGCCCGGGACAUCCAGGGACAUUCGGGCUCAGAGCUCGGGGAGGUGGUCAUCAAACAGUUGGACCUCGCGUCGCUCAGAUCGGUCCGUAAAUUUUGUCAAGAGAUUCAAGAGGAGGAGCCCAAGGUGGAUGUCCUCGUCAACAACGCGGGCAUCUACCAGUGUCCCUACUCCAAGACGGAGGAUGGCUUUGAGAUGCAGCUAGGCGUCAACCACCUGGGUCACUUUCUGCUCACUCACCUACUGCUCGACCUCCUCAAGAGUUCCGCCCCCAGUCGCGUGGUCGUGGUGUCCUCCAAAUUGUACAAGUACGGCCGAGUCAACUUUGAAGACCUGAACAGCGAGACGAAAUACAACAAAGCAUUCUGCUACAGUCAGAGUAAAUUGGCCAACCUGCUGUUCACCCUCGAACUGGCGGAGAGGCUGGAGGGCUCUGGGGUGACGGUCAACGCGCUCACGCCCGGCAUCGUGAGGACCAGGCUGGGCAGGCACGUUCACAUUCCCCUGCUGGCGAAGCCACUCUUCUACUUGGCUUCGCUGCUAUUCUUCAAGAGUCCACUAGAGGGUGCGCAGACGCCUCUCUAUCUGGCUUGUUCGCCGGAGGUGGAAGGGGUGUCGGGGAAGUGCUUCGCUAACUGCGAGGAAGAGGAGCUGCUGGAGAAGGCGACGGAGCGACAAGCGGCAAAGAAGCUGUGGGACGUGAGCUGCAGCAUGGUUGGACUUGAGGACUGAUUGGAUUCAGAACAUUCAGGUGAUAGAUG
Molecule: messenger RNA, 1174 nt
Organism: Syngnathus acus (greater pipefish)
Lineage: Eukaryota; Metazoa; Chordata; Actinopteri; Syngnathiformes; Syngnathidae
Product: retinol dehydrogenase 14-like
Exons: 2
Coding region: 174-1145 (323 amino acids)
Source: RefSeq, a predicted model, not a curated record